Messenger RNA from Knipowitschia caucasica, 2742 nucleotides. The record is from the annotation of a GenBank genome assembly. Lineage: Eukaryota; Metazoa; Chordata; Actinopteri; Gobiiformes; Gobiidae.
AUGCCCGUGGGGCGGCGGCGGGCUGGAGGAGGCGGCCCCACGCGGCACGGUCCUGGGUCAUCGGGGGGGUCGGAACUCGGGCGCCUGGGUGCGGGCCGUGAGGUCAGCUCCCUCCUGGUCUCUGCUGCACCUCGCUCUCUGUGUGGACUCAGCGCCGUGGACCGGAGCGUUCUGAUCCACAAACCAGAUAAAGGACUAGACCCAGACAAGAUCUUCUCCAUGUUGCCGGUCCAAAAGGCAGAGCCGUUCCCAGACCAUCUGGAAGAUCUGUUGGGCUGUGUGAAAGUGAGGUCCAAGCGUCAGCUGGGGUGGUACGAGGAAACCAGGAGUAGAACAAACAAGAACGACGUUUACCAUUUGCUACGGGAGCGAGGACUCAAAAUAGCCACCAACCUCUUUGUCCGGACGCCGUCGUGUGUGAACUACAGAGGCGUGGAGUACCACCACGGGGGUCACCAUCCAUGGUCGUACCACCGUCAUUAUGGUACACAUGCUAUACUUGAAACGAGGGUACGGCUUUCAUCAGCCCCACAGCUGGUGGGGUCUCAGACCAGACCCUCCACCCCAGUCCCUGCUCCUUCUCCAGAGAAAACCGUUCGUACCUUUUUCCCCGAGACUUGGAUCUGGGACCUGGUGGAAGUGGGAGAGUCUGGCCACACGGCGGUUCCACUGAAAGUACCUGACACCAUCACCACGUGGCAGAGCGAGGCCUUCUGUCUGUCCCCAGAGCUUGGCAUCGGACUCGCAACCCCGCAGCAGCUCACUGUGUUCCAGCCCUUCUUCUUGGAGCUGUCUCUGCCCUACUCUGUCAUUCGAGGAGAGAGCUUCGAGCUGAAGGCCACGGUCUUCAACUACCUCCAGACCUGCAUCAUGAUGGACGUCCGCUCAGACCCGUCUCCAGACUUCAGCCUGACUCCUCUCUCAGACCAGUACAUGUCCUGUCUUUGUGCCAACGAACGCAAGACCCUGAGCUGGACCCUGCUCCCAUCUGCUCUCGGUGAAGUGAACAUCACUGUGAGGGCGGAGGCAGUUCCGUCUCAGGUUCAGUGCGGGAACGAGAUCCUUAGUGUUCCAGAGCGAGGACGAGUGGACGAGGUCACCAAACCACUGCGGGUCAAGCCUGAAGGCACCGAGGUAUCAGUGGCCCACAACUGGCUCCUCUGUCCAAAAGGGGAGUCUCUGAAGGAGCAGGUGGAGCUUACGUUGCCUGACAAUGUGGUUCCUGGAUCGGCCCGAGCCACUGUGUCUGUGCUGGGAGACAUUCUUGGCCGAGCCAUGAAGAACCUGGACGGUCUCCUGAAGAUGCCGUACGGCUGUGGGGAGCAGAACAUGGCUCUUCUGGCCCCAAACAUCUACAUCCUGCAGUACCUGAAAGAGACUGGCCAGCUGUCCCCUGAGGUCCAGGAGAAGGCCCUCAAGUUCCUGAGCAGUGGAUACCAGCGGCAGCUCAACUACAAACACAGUGAUGGAGGUUACAGUGCGUUUGGUCAUGGAGAAGGGAACACAUGGUUGACUGCCUUCGUGGUGCGCUGCUUCUCUAAGGCCAAGUCCUUUGUCUACAUUGACCCAGAGAAGAUUCAUCAGUCCAGGGUCUGGCUCCAGUGGCGACAGAGACCUGAUGGCUGCUUUUGGCCCUCAGGGAAACUCUUCAACAACCGCCUGAAGGGCGGAGUCUCGGAUGACGUCACCCUCAGCGCCUACAUCACUGCGGCUCUUCUGGAGAUGAACAUGUCAAGAACCGACUCUGUUGUAGAGCGCAGUCUGUCCUGCCUGAAGAACCACUCCCUCAGUGUGGAGAGCUCCUACACCUCGGCGCUCAUGGCUUAUGUGUUCAGUUUGUCUGGAGACCUAGAGACUCGGGCUCAGCUGCUGCAGAGGCUGCAGUCCCAGGCCACUGAAGAAGGAGGCCUGGUGCACUGGUCCUCCUCUUCCUCCUCGGUGGCCGUGGAGACUUCCUCCUAUGUGCUCCUCUCCACUCUCACCUUCUCCUCUCUGGGAGCGGAGGAGCUGGGAUACGCCUCCAAGAUUGUCCGCUGGCUUACGGGACAACAGAACAAAUACGGAGGCUUCCAGUCCACACAGGACACAGUGGUGGCGCUGCAGGCCCUUUCUCUGUACUCCACUCUGGUCUUCAGUCCAGAUGGGUCCAGUUCAGUCCUGGUCCAGGAUGAGACCAGGUCCACGUCUCUGUCCUUCUCUGUGGAUCCCAGCAACAAGCUGCUGUACCAGGAGCAACCUCUGGGGGGCGCCACCGGAAAGUUCAGUGUGGAGGCCUCAGGGAGCGCCUGUGUCUCUGUGCAGAUGUCCGUGUUCUACCACAUCCCCCCGCCCCCUCAGCAGAACACUCUGUGGCUGAAGGCGGAGCGAGAGAUGGACUGUGGAUCCUCCGUGCUCAAGCUGCAGCUGCACACUCAGUUCCUUGGAGAAAACAACAGCUCAGACACAAACAUGAUGAUCCUGGACGUGAAGCUGCUGUCGGGGUUUGUCCCAGAGAAGAAGUCUCUUGAAGAUUUACAGUUUGUAAAGCGUGUGGACCGUGUGGAGCACAACAACGACCACGUCCUUGUCUACAUCCGCGAGCUGCUGAAGGAUGAGAGAGCCGCCUUCCCUCUGACUCUGGUCCAGGAGACUCCAGUCCAGAACCUCAAAGCUGCUGUGGUCCGACUCUAUGACUACUACCAGCCAAGUGACCAGGCAGAGACAGAGUACACAUCACCAUGUGGAGCACCCACUAACGACUGA